Molecule: messenger RNA, 1752 nt
Organism: Hemiscyllium ocellatum (epaulette shark)
Lineage: Eukaryota; Metazoa; Chordata; Chondrichthyes; Orectolobiformes; Hemiscylliidae
Gene: map2k7
Product: mitogen-activated protein kinase kinase 7
Exons: 12
Coding region: 1-1326 (441 amino acids)
Biological process (GO): protein phosphorylation
Molecular function (GO): ATP binding; protein kinase activity
Source: RefSeq, a predicted model, not a curated record
AUGGCGGCGUCCUCCCUGGAGCAGAAGCUGUCGCGCCUGGAAGCCAAGCUGAAACAGGAGAACCGCGAGGCUCGGCGCCGGAUCGACCUCUCCCUCGACAUGAGCUCGCCUUCCAGCCCGAGGAGACCCAGACCCAUUAUAGUGAUCACUCUAAGCCCUGCUCCUGCCCCAUCCCAACGAGCAGCUCUUCAGCUUCCUUUAGCAAAUGAUGCCGGCAGCCGGUCAUCUUCAUCAGAAACCUCGCCACAGCAUCACCCGGCCCCAUCGCGGCCUCGACACAUGCUCAGCCUCCCUCAGCCUCAGUAUCUGUUGCAGAAGAGCAUGGAGAGUAUAGAGAUUGAGCAAAAGCUGCAGGAGAUAAUGAAACAGACGGGGUAUCUGACAAUAGGAGGGCAGAGAUAUCAAGCUGAAAUCAGUGACCUGGAAAACUUGGGCGAGAUUGGCAGUGGCACAUGUGGGCAGGUCUGGAAAAUGAGGUUCAAGAAAUCAGGACAUAUAAUUGCCGUGAAGCAAAUGCGUCGCUCAGGUAAUAAGGAGGAAAACAAACGAAUCCUCAUGGACUUGGAUGUGGUGCUGAAAAGUCACGACUGCCCUUACAUUGUGCAAUGUUACGGCACCUUCAUUACCAACACUGAUGUGUUCAUUGCCAUGGAACUGAUGGGCACUUGUGCUGAGAAGCUGAAGAAACGGAUUCAGGGGCCUAUUCCAGAAAGGAUUCUCGGCAAAAUGACAGUCGCGAUUGUCAAAGCACUCUUCUACCUGAAGGAAAAGCAUGGUGUCAUCCACAGAGAUGUGAAACCCUCAAAUAUUCUCCUGGAUGAGCGGGGUCAAAUCAAACUCUGUGACUUCGGGAUAAGUGGAAGACUGGUCGACUCGAAAGCAAAGACGAGGAGCGCUGGCUGUGCAGCAUACAUGGCGCCUGAACGGAUAGAUCCCCCGGAUCCCACCAAACCUGACUAUGAUAUCAGAGCGGAUGUCUGGAGUCUCGGCAUUUCACUGGUUGAACUCGCCACGGGACAGUUUCCAUAUAAAAACUGCAAAACGGACUUUGAGGUUUUAACAAAGGUGCUGCAGGAAGACCCUCCUCUGCUCCCUCAAAGUAUGGGCUUCUCAAUGGACUUUCAAUCAUUUGUAAAAGAUUGCCUUACAAAGGAUCACCGGAAGAGACCAAAAUACAAUAAGUUGCUUGAACACAAUUUCAUUAAACGUUACGAGACAUUAGAAGUGGACGUGGCUUCUUGGUUUAAGGAAGUCAUGGCAAAGACUGAAUCUCCACGAACAAGCAGCAUCCUCAACCAGCAGCACCUCCCCAUCUUCUCCAGGUAGCCAGCACAGCAACAAAUGGACAUGCAGGGGACAGGAGGGGGCAGUGGAACCGACAAGUCACCGCCAACAGCCAUGCCAUCAAGACAAAGCUCCUGAGACCAAUGAAUUGUACUUAGCCUAUCCAUGGUCUUUCUGUCUAGUGUUGUGAUCUUUUCAAUUGACUCAGGAGAGUGUGGGUUGUUGUGCUUUGAAGAGCAAGGAAAGGUGGGACGUGCCACAUCUUGGACUGAGGUUUAAUCUCAUUGUUCCUGUGAAAAGCUGACACGCUGCCCUUCCCCUUUAACCUCCCCCCACAGGAUACAUGGUCAUUGCACGCUGCAGAGGAACUGCAACUUUAUAUAGUGUUUAAAUAUUACCGGGUUAUGCACUGUGAUCAAGGAAAGCAAAGGAUUUUACCUAAUUUAUUAAAUAUGAAAGUUGAAAGUG